UGUCUGCUGAGUACAAUGCUUGACGCAGUGGCCAGUGGCAGUCGGAUGUUUCUGUUCUGCUGUACACUCAGCUGUCUCUGUUUGCUCAUCAAGAGCACUAACUUGCUGCCUUUUUCCUGCAUAACAAUUUCUCGUUUGAUUUCUAGGUUGUUUUCCUCCACCUCCCUGAGACCCUUCUUUCUCCUCAGCAUGUCCCUUCUUGUCAUCCUCUUGAUGGAGAGGUGGAAGCCCAGGUUCCUGUUUGAUUUCUCAGCACAGCCAUCAGAGGAGCCGGGAGGGGAGAGUGAGGGGGUGACUUCAGGGGCACAACCUCACCUGCUCAGUGUCCCUGAGCUGUGCCACUGUCUGGCAGAGAGCUGGGUCACCUUCAGGCUGUACCUGCAGGAACUGCUACAGUACAAGAGGCAAAAUCCUGCCAAGUUCUGCAUGAGUGUCUGUUCAGGCUGCCUGAUUCUGGCUGUAGUUGGACACUAUGUUCCAGGCAUAAUGAUCUCCUACAUCAUUUUGCUCAGCAUUCUGCUCUGGCCUCUGGUGGUCUAUCACGAGCUGAUCCAGAGGAUGUACACGCGUUUGGAGCCUGUCCUGAUGAAACUGGACUACAGUAUGAAGGCAGAGACGCUGCACCACAAGCAUGAGAAGAAGAAGCGACAAGGGAAGAGUGAGCCUGCAGCAGGUGAUGAGCCAACAGCAGAGACUGAGAGCGAGAGUGAGGCAGAGCUGUCGGGCUUCUCCCCAGUGGUGGAUGUGAAAAAGACUGCCCUGGCACUGUCAAUCACAGAUUCUGAGCUCUCUGAUGAGGAAGCUUCCAUCCUGGAGAGUGGGGGCUUUUCUGUCUCAAGGGCUACUACCCCACAGCUGACAGACGUUUCUGAAGACCUGGAUCAGCAGAGCCUGCACAGCGAGCCAGAGGAGUCAUUUUCCAAGGACCUGGCAGAGUUUCCCUCCGUGGAAGAAUAUCAUUCCAGAGACCUGGGACCACAGAGCGAUGAAGAUGCGUUUGGUGUGCCUCUGGGUCCUGAGCUUGCCCACGCUGCCCGUGAGCUGGACUCGGCAGAGGAGGCAGCCGCGGACUCUGACGUCUCCAUCCUUCGCCUAGCGUCUCCUCUCCAUUUUGUAAAUACGCACUUCAAUGGGAGCGGGCAAGCGGCAGCAGGCAACGCAGAGCCAAAGACUGUCCCUGCCCCGGGCCUGGGCAUCUGCAUCGACACGCUGAGCGAGGAGAUCGUCACCACUGCCAUUACCACGGCGGUGCAGAACACCCUCUCUGCCCUGCUGCAGUCCUCGGAGGCCAGCGAGGGGCCCUCCCUCUCCGAGUUCCUGCCCACCGAGCCCGAAGAGAAACUGAGCUUCCAAGCACAGCUGUCAGAGACCGAAGUGGUGGAGACGGAGACAGCGGCUUCACCGGAGGAUGAGGAGGAAGCAGAUGACUUUGAGCUGCUGGAUCAGGGGGAGCUGGAGCAAAUGGAUGUAGAGCUGGGGCUUGGGGAGGAGCAGGAGAGGAAGAGGCAGUGAUGACAGCAGCAUCAAUGUCUUAGGUCUUCUUCGUGCCCCCCCCCCCCCCCCCCUUUUCCUCCAUCGUCACUGGAAAGAAGGAAGAACUCACAGGGUGAACGUGCAGUGGGUUUUUAGAUGUUUGUGUUGACUGGGAUGGAAACGCGUCAGUGUUAAUGUGCUGUGUCCGGAAUAACGAAUCCUUUCCAUCCUUCUAGAGCCCGGCCUCCGCUGGCUGAGCAGGAGACGCCCCUGCCCUGCGGCUGGGGAGGAGCCGGCUCCUAGAAGCCUUACGCCACAAUCGAAACACC
Egretta garzetta (little egret) is the source of this 1802-nucleotide messenger RNA. RefSeq names its product reticulophagy regulator family member 2 (gene RETREG2). NCBI's taxonomy places the organism in Eukaryota, Metazoa, Chordata, Aves, Pelecaniformes, Ardeidae. Bases 16 to 1512 code for a protein of 498 amino acids. The record is from RefSeq and is a predicted model, not a curated record. The transcript is spliced from 8 exons.